CAGCAACACAUUUUCUGGGGUUCGCAAACAGUCGAUAAAUAUCCCUUGACGACAGGUACAUUUAUGGUAUAUCGAAAACGAAACCCGAGAACACGUGUUUUAUAACGAUUCAUUCCAAGGAAUUGAACCUCCCCAGCCGGAUCUGACAAUGGCCAUCAGAGCCACCGCAUCUCGCUCACUAAUUGCCCUGAGGCAAUUGAAUACACUCCGCGGACAAGCAUCUGUGGUGUCAAGGGCGCUCCCAGCCACCCUGCGAAUGAAUUCCUCCGCCGCAGCAGCGUUGGCUCCCAGUCCGGCAAAGACAACAAAUGGGUUCUCAGCUGUACAAACAGUCUCCAACUUCGAAGAGACCAUCGCUAAGCGACCGGACUUCGAUCAUUCCAACCCCCCAAUCGAAGUCACCAAGUCGCCCGACUCAACCUGGUCUUUUGGCCAUGGCGUCCGCAAUAAGUCGCCUUCUGCCACAGACCCAAGACAGAAAGUUCACAAGGAAAUCGAUCCCUAUUCUUCAGACCGAUCCGUUAGUCAAAAUUAUAGACUUUUGGUUUCCGGAAUCGCUCCACGCCCGGUCGGAUUCAUCAGCACACUUUCCGUGGAUGGCAAGACGAAGAAUCUCGCACCCUUCAGCUACUUUCAACUUGUUGAUCAUGACCCGCCCAUGUUUAUCGUCAGUUUCUCUUCAAGAUUUGGCGCUAUCAAAGAUACCUACCAAAAUCUGAAAGACACUGGCGAAUGCGUUAUCAAUACGGUUUCAGAAAAUAUGAUCGAGGCUGUGAGCGCUUCCUCAAUCGAUGCACCCUAUGGACUGUCCGAGUGGGAUGUCACUGGUCUUCAUGAGGCCCCCACAACAACUGUCAAGCCAUCCCGGGUUCAAGAGUCGGUCUUUUCCAUCGAGGGCAAGGUUGUGGAUAUCAAGGAGUUCGCCCCCCACCAACCUGGGAUGAGCAGUGCUGCGAUAGUCCUACUCGAGGCAACACGGUUCUGGGUUCAAGAGGAUGCGGCCAAUGAGGACUUUAGUCACAUUGACCUCGAAAAGUUGCGACCGAUUGCGCAAUUAGGUGGCAUGUCUUAUGGUCGUAUUACCUCGACAUUUGAGCUGCCCCGAAUGCGGUGGGUCGAUGAACAACCCAAAAGUGACCUUCUUACCAAACUAGAAGAGAAGUCGAAGCAAUAAUGACGAUUGGUUCCCCCAGUGUAAUAAAUUAGAGUCUCAUUAUGAAUCUAUGUCCGUCUUGCAUCCUAGAUACUCUGGUGGGAGUGGCGAUUCCAUCCGGGUCUUUUCUUUGCUCCCUCAAUGUAUGUGAACUUUUGGUGACUCCUAUUGCUGUAUCCUCG
This is a messenger RNA of Ilyonectria robusta, 1335 nucleotides long. RefSeq lists its product as uncharacterized. The transcript is spliced from 2 exons. Lineage: Eukaryota; Fungi; Ascomycota; Sordariomycetes; Hypocreales; Nectriaceae. Gene Ontology annotation, molecular function: FMN binding. The coding region runs from base 149 to 1174 and encodes 341 amino acids. The record is from RefSeq and is a predicted model, not a curated record.